AUGGAGAAUCCGGAUGUUGCCGGUGUCCAGGUCUACAAAAGACUGGUGGACAGUCUCCUGGAUCGCGCCGCGCAGGUCAAGCUCGACAAGCAGAUCGAACCUCCAUUGACCGAAGUUCACCUGGGCGAGACUAUCUGGAAACCUUCGCCUGAGGACGAAAAAGCUAUCAAACACCUGAACCCGCAAACCAAGCCUGCGGCUGUCGAAAUCGCGUUCCGUGAGAAGUUCUAUCGCCUCUUGGCUUCUACAUCUAUCGACGAUCCUGCUUUCAUCCAUAUCUGGAACCUUCUCGAUAUUGUCUCGAUAUUCUCCGAUAAUGAACAAUGUGAACCUGGCCUGAUCUUCUGGCUUAUCGAAGAGCUAUUGGAUAGCCAAACGAUCGACGGUUGCCGCAAAGUCUUUGACUACUUGGAGUCUCGAAGAGAGAGGAAUACAAAGAAACACUUCAAACAGAAGAGCCUGAUUAUCCUACGAUCCUGCAACGAACUGCUUCGCCGGCUGUCACGCGCAGAAGAUACGGUAUUCUGUGGCCGGGUGUUCAUCUACCUCUUCCAGAGCUUCCCACUUGGAGACAAAAGCUCAGUCAACCUUCGAGGCGAAUUCCACUCUGAAAAUGUCACUACCUUCGACGAAAUUGCCAAGCAGUUUACGGAAGCAUCUUCGCAAGAAACAACGAUGACUGAGGGGGCUGAAGUUGCGACGCCGGGGGACGCAGAAAUGGGACAGACCGAAAGCCCUUCCGAUCCAACAGCUAGAGUUCCCAAGGUUGUUGUUUCCGGGGGUCACGACAAAAAGUCGAACAGCAAAGAUGAUGUCGACUUGGAUGCGCUCUACCCCGUUUUCUGGAGCCUCCAGGCUUAUUUCUCAGCACCAAGCAAAGUGUUCGACUCUGAACGAUUUGCGUCCUUCAAAGCUGGACUGGAAGCGACGCUAUCUGCGUUCAAGAACAUCAACACGGAGAUUGAAAACCAAAGCGCUGCGCGGGCUUCGGAAGAUGCACGCAAGUCGAACAAGCGCAAGCGCAUUGCUGAUGGUGCCGAAGUCGCUAGCAGCUUUAACCCGAAGUAUCUCACAAGCCGGGAUUUGUUUGACCUUGAAGUCAGUGAUACUGCUUUCAGACGCCAUGUUCUCGUCCAGGCUCUCAUCCUCCUCGACUUUGUCCUUUCUCUCACGUCCAAGUCCAAAUCGCGCCUAGCCGAUGCGACAAACAAAUCAGUUCUCUAUGGCUUUACCCUCAACGAAGAAGACAUGAAGUGGGCAAUGAAUAUGAGGAAGAGCAUCGAAGGAUAUUUGCAGCAAGGUCCCGGUGGCAUGUUCUACUAUCGCAUGGUGAACACCGUUCUGUCUCGAGACAAGAACUGGGUGCGGUGGAAGGCUGAGGGUUGUCCAUUGAUUGAACGACCAGCUAUCUCUGUGGCGGAAUACAAGGACUCCCGCGAGCAUGCCACCAAAGCUUAUGCCAACAAACGUCUUCGUCCCUCGCCGAUGGGAUCUCUUGACCUCAAGUUCCUUGCCGACAGCGAGUCCUUGGCCAACAUUGAACGCCUCAAGAAGCCUGAUCGUUAUGAAGUUCCUACCGCAGACUCGUUCUUGAAGGGAAUUAUGGACGACGAGAUGGACAUUGACAUGGCGAUGACCGAUGAAGAUAAGGAGAUGGCAGUCAACUCUAAGGCCAGCAAAUCAUGGCGGAUUCUUCGGCUCUCUGCGAAAGGUAAACUCGCUGCAUUCGACAAGAUCGAAGACGGAAAUAAACUUCAAGCCUUGUUCGAAAGCCCUGCAACCGAAGGUACUCCACAACACGGUGAAGAGACGAACGAGCCGAGUACUCGUGACGAGCGACCUGAUAAUGCCAAGGAUUCUCUUCAAGGCUUGGAUGGGGCUCAAGAUGCGCCCACUGCGAAGGAGGAUCCGGUUCCCAACGAACAAUCUGACAAGGCCAAGGAAAUGCCUCAGGGCGUGAAUGGAGCUCAAGAUGCAUCCGCAGAGAACCAAGACGUCAUCAGCGAAGCAAAGCAAGACCCGAGCGUUGCAAACAACGAAGAUGCACUUGCCGCCUCUAGCGCCUCAAAGGAAGACCCUGCCACCUAA
This is a messenger RNA of Penicillium antarcticum, 2088 nucleotides long. Its product is annotated as THO complex subunit THO1/HPR1. Bases 1 to 2088 code for a protein of 695 amino acids. Gene Ontology annotation, biological process: mRNA export from nucleus; regulation of DNA-templated transcription elongation. Gene Ontology annotation, cellular component: THO complex part of transcription export complex. The transcript is spliced from 4 exons. The record is from RefSeq and is a predicted model, not a curated record. NCBI's taxonomy places the organism in Eukaryota, Fungi, Ascomycota, Eurotiomycetes, Eurotiales, Aspergillaceae.